Molecule: messenger RNA, 528 nt
Organism: Prosopis cineraria
Lineage: Eukaryota; Viridiplantae; Streptophyta; Magnoliopsida; Fabales; Fabaceae
Exons: 1
Coding region: 43-402 (119 amino acids)
Source: RefSeq, a predicted model, not a curated record
CAUAUUUUCUCUCCUACCUCUCCUACCAUUUCUCGCGCAGAAAUGAAGCAUUACUGCAUCACCACCUCCGCCGCCGUCGAAACCGACACCCACGUUUCCAUCACAUCCUUCGUCUCAGAUGACACCGAAGUUUCCAUAUCCUCCGCCGCUACUAUAACCACUUCGAUCGACAAAAACAAGAAGAAGAAGAAGCAGAGUUUGAAGAACACCGCCGGUGAAGAAGUCGAUCGCCACGGCGGUUUGGCAGUUCACAGCCAAGUGAUGAAGAUUAAGCAAGAAAUAGAGAAGCUGAAAGAGCCUUCGCCGGAGAUUAGACGCCUCCAUCUCAGAAAUAUUAAUCGGCAGCGAUCUCGGUCGCCGCUCGGAAUCACAGAGAGAGCUAUCCUUGUUGGUAACUCCUGAGAGUUUUUGUACAUAUAUGCAUAUAUAAUCUAGUAUAAUGGGAGAUUUCUACGUUGCUGAUGAAUUCUGGAUGGGAUGUGCAGCAGUAUUCAGUGAUUAGUGUUAAUAUUUUGUGUGUGUGUGUGU